CUACUGGAUGGUGAAAAUUCCUUCCAACGGUUUGUUCGAGGCUGGAAUCAAAUACGCUACGAUAUAACCGGCUAUUACUGGAAUCGCCGCUAUAACGUGUAUCAAUCUGCUGAAUACUUCAAGUCGAAUCUUCUUCUACGGAGGCAACAUUCAAACACCAAUAUGUAAUCUUGUGAAUUUAUUAGUCGGUGGAACCUUAAACAAUGUUCCUAGCCUAACAUUUGCACGCAGUUUGCUGACCAUCUGGCUCCUGUAUGCCUUCGUUAUUCGAUCGGCUUACCAGUGCUCACUGUACAAGUAUCUUAAACAGCCCCGCAACUAUUCAUCCCCACUGACGAUGAAAGCUAUGGUUGAAGCCGAUUUGUACUUCUACAUGCUCGACAUCUCGGACGAAUACUUCGAAAACAAUCCGGACGUAUUCAAGAGAAUACGUCACUAUUCCUACGAGACGGGAAGUUUUGCCCGUAUGAUGGGUAACGAUGAACUCUACGGAGCUCUGCUGGUUCUAACCGAUUACAUAGCGUACCACAACAAACUGCACCGGGCAGAUCAGUUCAUCCAAAUUGGUCGGGAGCUGGUGUGCCGCUUUCCGGUAGCGUUCUUCUAUCCGAAGCGGACCUUUUUGAGGGAGCCCUUCGAUCGGGAAAUCGCGCACAUCGAUGCUGCUGGACUGAUGCAGUAUUGGACCUCGCAGCUGGGAGAUUAUGAUUUUUUCCGUCAGCGCAAAGGGUUUGCCGUAACGAAAGCGCUUACGGUGCGCAAUUUGAUUGGAGCGUUACAAAUUCUAGGCGCGCUAGAGAUGAUCGCUGUUAAGGUGUUUUUCGGGGAGAUACUAGCGUUUAGAUGGGGGAUAAAAGAGAGGAUACACCUCUUGUUGAAACAAUUUGCUGUUUUCAAAUUUACUAAACUAACCAUGAAAUUAUAUCAACAUAAUAGGAAGGAAAACACGCUGUAACAACUCUACAGUAUGGAAAUAGUAGGAGGGCUUAGAACUUUGA
Messenger RNA from Uranotaenia lowii, 998 nucleotides. RefSeq lists its product as uncharacterized. The coding region runs from base 338 to 955 and encodes 205 amino acids. Lineage: Eukaryota; Metazoa; Arthropoda; Insecta; Diptera; Culicidae. The transcript has 3 exons. The record is from RefSeq and is a predicted model, not a curated record.